This is a messenger RNA of Tupaia belangeri chinensis (Chinese tree shrew), 2826 nucleotides long. It is a transcript of the gene PROKR2, whose product is annotated as prokineticin receptor 2. NCBI's taxonomy places the organism in Eukaryota, Metazoa, Chordata, Mammalia, Scandentia, Tupaiidae. The coding region runs from base 249 to 1403 and encodes 384 amino acids. Gene Ontology annotation, cellular component: plasma membrane. Gene Ontology annotation, biological process: neuropeptide signaling pathway. Gene Ontology annotation, molecular function: neuropeptide Y receptor activity. The transcript is spliced from 3 exons. The record is from RefSeq and is a predicted model, not a curated record.
CGCGCUGGGGCAGCGCACUGGACUAGGAAGACAGCGGCUCCGCAAGUGCAAGUCCGGAUCCCGGAGCCGGCCACCCAGCGGCCCGGCCCACGCCCACAACCCAGCGACCCUCUGAGGCAGCCCAGCGCCUCGGGGAAGGGCAGGCGUUGGAGGGUCCAGGACAGCGUCUCUGAUCUCCCCGUGGAUGUGGGCCGAGCACUAGACUUACUGUCUGCACCUCCUUCACCCACUCCACCUGCAGCCUCACCAUGGCAACCCAGAGUGCAAACACGAGUCUGCCACCUAACUUGAAUCCACCCCAAGACCAUGCAUCCUCCCUCCCAUUCAACUUCAGUUAUGGGGAUUAUGAUGUCCCCAUGGAUGAGGAGGAGGACAUAACCAAGACCUGGACCUUCUUCGCAGCCAAGAUUGUCAUCGGUGUGGCCCUGGCGGGUAUCAUGCUGGUCUGCGGCAUUGGCAACUUUGUCUUUAUCGCUGCCCUUGCCCGCUAUAAGAAGCUGCGCAACCUCACCAACCUGCUCAUUGCCAACCUGGCCAUCUCGGACUUCCUGGUGGCCAUCGUCUGCUGCCCCUUCGAGAUGGAAUACUACGUGGUGCGCCAGCUCUCCUGGGAGCACGGUCACGCGCUCUGUGCCUCCGUCAACUACCUGCGCACCGUCUCCCUCUACGUCUCCACCAACGCCCUGUUGGCCAUCGCCAUCGACAGGUAUCUUGCCAUUGUUCACCCCUUGAAACCACGGAUGAAUUACCAAACGGCGUCCUUCCUGAUUGCUUUGGUCUGGGUGGUGUCUAUCCUCAUCGCCAUCCCAUCAGCCUACUUUGCUACAGAAACUGUCCUCUUCAUUUUCAAAAGUCAGGAGAAGAUCUUCUGUGGCCAGAUCUGGCCAGUGGACCAGCAGCUCUACUACAAGUCUUACUUCCUCUUCAUCUUUGGCAUCGAGUUCGUGGGCCCAGUGCUCACCAUGACCCUGUGCUAUGCCAGGAUCUCCCGGGAGCUCUGGUUCAAGGCGGUCCCUGGGUUCCAGACGGAACAGAUCCGCAAGCGGCUGCGCUGCCGCCGGAAGACGGUCCUGGUGCUCAUGUGCAUCCUCAUGGCCUACGUGCUGUGCUGGGCACCCUUCUAUGGCUUCACCAUCGUGCGCGACUUCUUCCCCACUGUGUUCGUGAAGGAGAAGCACUAUCUCACCGCCUUCUACGUGGUGGAGUGCAUCGCCAUGAGCAACAGCAUGAUCAACACCGUGUGCUUCGUGACCGUCAAGAACAACACCAUGAAGUACUUCAAGAAGAUGAUGCUGCUCCACUGGCGGCCCUCCCAGCAUGGGAGCAAGUCCAGCGCCGACCUCGACCUCAAAACCAGUGGUGUGCCCGCCACCGAAGAGGUGGACUGUAUAAGGCUGAAGUGACUCCCUGGUGUGUCAUGAGUGAAAACCCAAAUCCAGUUCUCCUCCAUCGGUCAGGGUCAUGAGCUGUGUGGGGGAAGGACAGCUAUGUGCAGGCCUGCCUGUCCUCGAGGAGCUGGACAUUUCUAAGUAGUGACAUGCAAUAGGACCAGACACAAACCAUAGCAGCUGACAUUACUGAUACCUGCUCAGUACCUAUUGCGUGUACAAUAGUGACGUGGAGACCAGACACCAGAUAGCAGCAGCCGACAUUGACUGAGCAUCCAUUGUGUGCAAACCACACCAAUGAGAUUAAAUGAGGACCAUAGGAACUAACAUUUACUGGUUACCUACUGUGUGCACAAACAUUUUAAAACAAAACAAAAUGGCAGGAGUUUUUGGAGGCACUAACCUAUAUCCAGAAAUAUAGAUGAUUGGGCAGAGGCCACCACAAAUCGUCAUCUGGACUCACCUUUCAUUUUCCCUCAUUGUGUGUCUCGUCAGUGCAAGAAUGUCAAAAAAAACUACAGAAUAUGGCAGUUAGGAUGGAAAUGUAAAGGUAAGUUUGUCAACUUCAUGAGAAGAGGGUUUAUACCAUCACAUUGAGCUUCCCCACCUCUCUCUAACUACCUCCUGGGACAUUAUCUUGGAUUCUGAUUGCCAGAAAAGAUUUGCAACGUACUAACCUGUUGUAAUUAUUUACAAUGCUGUGAUUUCAAAGGAAAGAACCACCAACAUCUCUCCCAUCAAUGUUUGAAACCUCAUCAUUUUAUUGAGUGAAGACAGGUCAUCUUGAGACAAGAAACACAUUCAGUUCCUAACACCUCAAUACAAAAGACUUCAGGGGUUCUUGGAUGAGGAAGAGGAUAGAGAAAGAGGUGGAGGUUGCCACUGGCAAUAAACAUGAACUAUGUAACUGUUUUGCCAAGACCUGGAUCUCUUCUCUAAAACACAUCUUCUUUUAGAAGAGGAGCUCAAGUUGAAAUCCAAAGACUUGGGUUCAAGUCCUGACUCUACAACUUGUGUGACCUGGAUGUUCCCUCACUCCCAGUUUGGCUUUAAUGAACUGGGGAUGAUGACAAUUCCUAGUCUAUCUGCCUUAUGGGACAUUGGACGAAUCCAGCUGAGGUCAUGGCUUGUGAACGUGCUUGUGCACCGUACACAUAAAUAAAGAUACGUGAUAGUGAGCAGUUGGUUUGAAGGGACUUUGGAAACCCCAUCCACUGUGGUUUAUUUUGAAGAAACACUCCCAUUUUUUUCAUUUCUGUUCUUUGGACCAGAAACCCCUGAAUUUUCACAGUGUAGCCUGUCUACACUGGGUAUAAAGGAAUUCCUGUUCCUGGUUAUAAUCAGAAAACUCUAACUUCAGAGUGUUAGUGACUCUUAAACCCUCAGCAGCCUUGUGGUCUUAGAACUGCUGACCGUCUUCCCUGUGUGUUGCCCAGGA